Myotis daubentonii (Daubenton's bat) is the source of this 4190-nucleotide messenger RNA. RefSeq names its product solute carrier family 39 member 10 (gene SLC39A10). The record is from RefSeq and is a predicted model, not a curated record. Gene Ontology annotation, molecular function: monoatomic cation:bicarbonate symporter activity; zinc ion transmembrane transporter activity. Lineage: Eukaryota; Metazoa; Chordata; Mammalia; Chiroptera; Vespertilionidae. Gene Ontology annotation, cellular component: plasma membrane. Gene Ontology annotation, biological process: intracellular monoatomic cation homeostasis; zinc ion import across plasma membrane.
UUUCUUUUUAAGAGAGAGAAAAGGGGGGGGGAGAGACUAAUCGAUGAGAGAGAAACAUCCAUCAUCAUCUGCCUCCUGCACACCCCCUGUUGAGGAUUGAGCCCACAGCCCGGGCAUGUGCCCUGACCAGGAAUUGAACCUCUAGUUACAUGGGUUGGUGCUCAACCACUGAGCAACACCAGCUGGGCCAAACCUGAAUUUUUAAUAUAAUUGUAGUUAGUUUAAGUAGCUACAUGUGGCUAGUGGUUGCCAUAUUGGACAGCACAGUUCUGGACAUUUUACUGUUUUAGAUUUAGAUUUAAAAUCCAUCUGUAAUUGAUUUUUUGGUAGGUGGAGAGGGAUCAUUUUAUUUUCUUCUUGUAUAUAGAAAUCUAGUUGGCCAAUCACCAAGGAAAAGAGAAUCUUUCCUAGUUUGGCACUCCCAGUUUUGUAUCUCUGGUAUGUUUAUUCCCACACCAGCCACCACACUGCCUCUAGUAACUGGUCGAGGACAUACUUGUUUCUAGUCUUCAGAAGUAUUGUGGCCAUUCUUGGCCCUUUCCCUUUCCAGCUAAGUAUUAAAAGUAUCUCAAAUUCUCACAGAAUUACUUCCGAGAUUUUGAUUGGGGUUACAUUGGGUCUGUAUCCCAUCCAGUCAUAAAGAUGAUAUAGUCAUCCAUUUUAUGUAUGGCUUGCAUUUCUCUCAAUAAUAUGUGGUCAUAUUUUAUGUAAAGGUCUUGCACAUCUUUUGUUUUUUAUUCCUAGCUAUUUGCUAUUGUAAAUAAUACCGUUUUCGAAUUUUCUAAUUAUUGCUGGUAUAUUGAAAUACAGUUGAUUUUAUGUUAUUCUUAUAUCGAGCAACUUAAACUGAAUUAACUUAUUAAUUCUUAGAGAUUGUUUUGGAUUUUCUACAUACCCAAUCCUGUCAUUCAUAAAUAAUGACAGUUGCAUUUCUUUAUAACUCACACAUUUUAUCAUUUUAUUUCAUCUUGCCUUAUUGCAAUUACCAGAGGGACUCAAGAGCAGAAUCAGCACACUAUUUUGAAAAGGACCAGAUGAGGAUGAAGCCAAUUCCAGAAAAAUAGAAAUGAAGGUACAUAUGCACACAAAAUUUUGCCUCAUUUGUUUGCUGACAUUUAUUUUUCACCAUUGCAACCACUGCCAUGAGCCACAUGACCACGGUCCCGAGGAGCACCACAGACACCAUCAUGGACUGACCGAAUCGGAGUCGAGCAAAUUCUCAGAGCUGGAUGCUGCCAAAAAUGAGAAAAAUUAUUACAUUGAAAAACUUUUUGACCGUUACGGUGAAAAUGGAAGAUUAUCCUUUUUUGGUCUGGAGAAACUUUUAACAAACUUGGGCCUCGGAGAAAUAAAAGUAGUUGAGAUUAAUCAUGAGGAUCUUGGCCACGAUCAUGUUUCUCACUUAGAUAUUUUGGCAGUUCAGGAGGGAAAGCAUUUUCACUCACAUAACCACCAGCAUUCCCAUAAGCAUUUAAAUUCAGAAAACCAAACUGUGACCAGUGUAUCAACAAAAAGAUACCAUAAGUGUGACCCAGAGAAAGAGACAGUUGAAGUGUCUGUCAAAUCUGAUGACAAACAUACGCGCGACCGUAAUCAUCGGUUAUGUCAUCACCAUUGUUUGCGUCAUCACCUCGAUCAUAACACUACCCACCAUUUUUCUAAUGAUUCCAUUACUCACAGUGAGCGUGGGGAGACUAGCCAUGAGCCUUCAACAGAGACCAAUAAAACACAGGAACAUUCUGAAAGUAAGCCGCCAAAAGGAAAGAGGAAGAGAAAAGGGAAGAAUGAUGAAAAUUCAGAGGUCAUUACACCAGGUUUUCCCCCUAACCAUGAUCAGGGUGAACAAUACGAGCAUAAUCGGGUCCAUAAACCUGAUCGUGUACAUAACCCAGGUCAUUCUCAUGGACAUCUUCCAGAACAUAAUGGUCAUGAUCCUGGUCAUGGACACCAAGAUCCUGAUCCUGAUAAUGAAGGUGAACUUCGACACACUAGAAAGCGAGAAGCACCACAUGUUAAAAAAAGUGCAAUUUAUUCAGCUGCUAAUCACAAAGAUCAUAAUGAAGAUGACCGUCAACAUGAGUGUUUGAACGUCACUCAGUUGUUAAAAUACUAUGGUCAUGGUGCCAACUCUCCAAUCUCCGCUGAUCUGUUCACAUACCUUUGCCCUGCAUUGUUAUAUCAGAUUGACAGCAGACUUUGUAUCGAACAUUUUGACAAACUUUUAGUUGAAGAUUUAAGUAAGGAUAAAAAUACAGUUCCUGAAGAUAAGGCAAAUGUAGGGGCAUCGGCAUGGAUUUGUGGUAUCAUCUCUGUCACUGUCAUUAGCCUGCUCUCCUUGCUCGGUGUCAUCUUGGUUCCCAUCAUUAACCAAGGAUGCUUCAAAUUCCUUCUCACCUUCCUUGUUGCUCUGGCUGUCGGAACAAUGAGCGGAGAUGCCCUUCUUCAUCUACUGCCCCAUUCUCAGGGUGGACAUGAUCACAGUCACCAACAUGCACACACGCAUGGGCACGGCCAUGGCCAUUCGCAUGGACACGAGCCCAAGAAGUUUCUGGAAGAGUAUGAUGCUGUACUGAAAGGACUUGUUGCUCUAGGAGGCAUUUACUUGUUAUUUAUCAUUGAACACUGCCUUAGAAUGUUUAAGCACUACAAACAGCAAAGAGGGAAACAGAAGUGGUUUAUGAAGCAGAACACAGAAGAAUCGAGUAUCGGAAGGAAGCUUUCAGACCACAAGAUAAAUAACACACCAGACGCCGACUGGCUGCAGCUCAAGCCUCUUGCAGGAACGGAUGACUCGGUUGUUUCUGAAGAUCGCCUUAAUGAAACGGAACUGACAGAUUUAGAAGGCCAACAAGAAUCCCCUCCCAAAAAUUUCCUUUGUGUGGAAGAGGAGAAAACCCUGGGCCACUCUCGCAGUGACGGGUUCCAUACCAUUGAUGAGCGCGCGCUCCGUGCUGCUACACCCAACCACCACGACGAGAGUAAGACUGUGCUGAGGAAACACAGUCACCAGUGGCACCACAAGCAUUCUCAUCAUUCGCACGGCCCCUGCCACUCCGGGUCGGACCUGAAGGACACGGGAAUAGCUAACAUCGCCUGGAUGGUGAUCAUGGGGGAUGGCAUCCACAACUUCAGCGACGGCUUAGCCAUUGGAGCGGCUUUCAGCGCUGGGCUGACGGGAGGAAUCAGCACGUCCAUCGCUGUCUUCUGUCACGAGCUGCCACAUGAGUUAGGUGACUUUGCAGUCCUCCUGAAAGCAGGCAUGACUGUGAAGCAGGCGAUUGUGUACAACCUCCUCUCGGCCAUGAUGGCUUACAUCGGCAUGUUCAUCGGCACCGCCGUGGGGCAGUACGCCAACAACAUCACCCUCUGGAUCUUCGCCGUCACUGCCGGCAUGUUCCUCUAUGUGGCCUUGGUGGACAUGCUGCCGGAAAUGUUGCAUGGUGACGGUGACAACGAAGAACAUGGCUUUUGCCCCGUGGGGCAGUUCGUGCUGCAGAACUUGGGGCUGCUGUUCGGAUUUGCCAUCAUGCUGGUGAUCGCCCUCUAUGAAGACAAAAUUGUGUUUGACUUCCAGUUCUGACCAUUCCGGCGACCACUGUUGAUUACAGGAAGGCUCCCGUGCAGCUUGGCACCUGUCCUCGUACUGUGUGUGCGUUGCUCCAGGAGAGGUCACUGGCUUGCACCGCUUACACGUUCCGAGAUUUGAGCUGACUCGAGACUGGUGCUCUGUACUGUUCUCCCUGUGCAGAGGGGCCUUUUUAAAGUAUGUAAAGCUUGUGAUAGAGAAAGGAGAAAAUGGGACUCCAUGAAACAACGUUGGUGUAGGGUUAAGACUUCCACAAAAUAAUCAUAUAAAACACUAAAGUAGUCUCUUUAUUAGUAGAAACUUCUGUGGCUAUGCAGAAAUAGAAAUUGAACCAAAAAAAAAAAAAUCACUUAAACUUUAAAAUAUUUUAAAUGGACUUUGAACAGACUUUUCUUUGUGCUAAAAAUGACUUGUAGUGUCCUUUAAUUCAGCUACAUACAUACAUGUGGUAACAGGGAUCAACUGACUCAGAUUGCAUACGUAGAUUCUAGGGCCCAGAGGAGAGCUCAGGCCACAGUAGGGUGUGGAUUUAGCAUUGGGAAAAGUCCUUAUUCUUGAAUCUAGAGUUACUAUUUUUGUAUAUAUUUACAUAGUGUUUAAACUC